AUGUCUAUAAUAACGCCUGAGAUACAAGUACUACUAGAUCCAAUAGUAGCAACCUUAAAACGACAUCAAAUCCAAGAUGAUAAAGAAAUGGCAUUAACUAUAUCUCAAUUAUUGAUGAAAGUAAUAGCAGUUGCAAGAUGGUCAAAUAUUAAUGAUUUAAUUAAAAUUAUAAGAAAAGUAGGAGUUAUACUAGAUAAAGCUUAUCCAAAAAAUGUAAUACCUGGAAAUAUAGUAAGAAGAGUUUUAGCUUUAAUUCGUGAUGAAAUUGAAACUACAAAUGAAGAAAAUCAAACAACCACUAAUACAAAUUUAAAUUAUACAAAUAUACCAAUGAUGAGUUCAAUGUUUAGUUUAUUAACUACAAAUACAGAUAAUGAAUCAACAAAUAUCCCAUCAUCACAAUCAACUAAAAAACAAACAAGUGAAUUAAGAAGUAUAUUAAUUCAAGGUAUAAAAGAUUUAGUUGAUGAAAUAUCAACAGUAAAUGAAAAUUUAGAAACAAUGAGUAUGGAUUUAAUACAUGAUAAUGAAAUAUUAUUAACACCAACUCCAACAUCAGAUACAGUUUUACAUUUUUUAUUAAAAGCAAGAUCAAAAAGAAAAUUUACUGUAUUAGUUACUGAAAAUUAUCCAAAUAAUUUAAAACAAGCACAAAAUUUUGCAAAAAAAUUAGCUGAAAAUAAUAUUGAAACUAUUUUAAUUCCAGAUACAACUACUUAUGCUGUUAUGUCAAGAGUUGGGAAAGUCAUAUUGGGUACUAAUGCCGUAUUUUUAAAUGGGGGAUGUUUAUCAUCAAGUGGAGUUGCAAGUGUUGUUGAAUGUGCAAAAGAACAUAAAACUCCUGUUUUUGCAGUAGCUGGAUUAUAUAAAUUAUCACCAUUAUAUCCAUUUACAAGAAAUGAUUUGAUUGAAGUUGGUAAUUCAGGAAAAGUUUUGAAUUAUAAUGAACAUGAAUUGGUUGAUAAUGUUGAAGUUGUAAUGAAUCCUUUAGAUGAUUAUAUACCGCCUGAACAUAUCGAUAUUUUUAUUACUAAUGUAGGUGGUUUUGCUCCUUCUUUUAUUUAUAGAAUCGUUUUGGAUAAUUAUAAAACAGAGGAUAAUAAUCUAGAAUAA
This is a messenger RNA of Lodderomyces pseudojiufengensis, 1113 nucleotides long. RefSeq names its product translation initiation factor eIF2B subunit beta (gene GCD7). Gene Ontology annotation, molecular function: guanyl-nucleotide exchange factor activity; translation initiation factor activity. The record is from RefSeq and is a predicted model, not a curated record. The transcript has a single exon. Gene Ontology annotation, cellular component: eukaryotic translation initiation factor 2B complex. NCBI's taxonomy places the organism in Eukaryota, Fungi, Ascomycota, Pichiomycetes, Serinales, Debaryomycetaceae. The coding region runs from base 1 to 1113 and encodes 370 amino acids. Gene Ontology annotation, biological process: translational initiation.